Messenger RNA from Aspergillus eucalypticola CBS 122712, 393 nucleotides. RefSeq lists its product as uncharacterized. Lineage: Eukaryota; Fungi; Ascomycota; Eurotiomycetes; Eurotiales; Aspergillaceae. The record is from RefSeq and is a predicted model, not a curated record. The coding region runs from base 1 to 393 and encodes 130 amino acids. The transcript has 2 exons.
AUGACUAAUCUUGAUCCCGACUCUGGUAGUAUUGCGGAUAUUCCCAGCGACCUGCGGAAUUUCUCGCUAUUGACUAAAGCAGGCGUUCCGAUGACUUCUAUAUCUAAGGGCAGUAUCACUCUCAACUUCAAAAUAAUGAGCGACAAGUCUAAUAUGUACCUGAACUGGCUCACCAGUACGACCGACCUAGAAGUAUUAAUUGUAUACAUGUAUCGACUCUUCGGAAACCCGGCCAUGGCGCCUAUUAUUAUCAGUGGUAAGUUUACUCCGGGCCCCAAAGCUGCUAUUUGGACUGAAAUCAAGCAUGCCCUGAAGAACAGCUUCCGCUUGAUACAUUAUCCAGUGACUAUCCUGCGCAUGGGUCGCGCGGACGACCCAUGCUGUCAUGGAUAG